Messenger RNA from Pelobates fuscus (common spadefoot toad), 3027 nucleotides. It is a transcript of the gene DCLRE1A, whose product is annotated as DNA cross-link repair 1A. The transcript is spliced from 9 exons. The record is from RefSeq and is a predicted model, not a curated record. NCBI's taxonomy places the organism in Eukaryota, Metazoa, Chordata, Amphibia, Anura, Pelobatidae. Gene Ontology annotation, biological process: double-strand break repair via nonhomologous end joining; interstrand cross-link repair. Gene Ontology annotation, molecular function: 5'-3' DNA exonuclease activity; damaged DNA binding. The annotation marks the transcript as partial.
CAACAACACAACAGACAAGCUGCAGCAUCAGCCAAACGUGAGCAGGAAAAGACAGACAGAUUGAAAUCCAGGCAGGCAGAUACCACAAAAGAUCCCAGGACAGCUGGGAAACAAAAUGGACUCAGACUUGGCACUUGUACACCAACAACAAAAAGGUCCAAUAAAACCCAGAGUCCUGGGACCAGCUCCCCCCGGCACAAUGGGCACUGUCCCAGCUGCCAGAUGCCAUUUUCUAUACUCCUGGUACAGACACCCAGAUGGCAUGUGAGCGAGUGCUUGGACACGCCAGCUCUCACAGAUAAAGAAUGCCCCGAUGGCAUUACAUGCAGUUCCACUAUCCCGUCACACUACAAGAAGUUCAGCCACUUCCAGCUUGCUCAGAGUCGUGCAAUGGAUGAGCUUAACUGUUCUCCACUAUACUCAGCCCUUCAUUCAUCUCUUGAAACUGCCAAAUCACCAGCCACUCAUCGUUCUAAUCGUGGACAGGACAAUGAAAUCAGACCUGAAAACUGCAUUCCUGCACUAGAUAUUAGCAAUACACCUAGGAGCCAAAGAUCUCCUCAUUCACAAUCACCUGCAAGCUCUCAGGAAUCAGUAAAACAGACAUCGCUUGAUGUCUGGCUUUCAUCCCCAUCCAAAAGUGUGCCAUCACAAGGUUCACUGUCCCCAAACAGCCGUACUGAUCCUCUUUAUAAUAGGUUAAACAAUGUCACAGCCCCAAACCUCCCACAUCAAGCCCCCAAUUAUUUUGAUUGUGAAAUCUCUUAUUCUCCUCUUCACAGUGACGAGGAGCUAUACAGCGAUGAGAAGGAUAGCAUCACUGGCUCAAUAAAGAGUGCGCUUCCCUGUCAGUCUGCGGAGGAGAAUUUGCACAGGAAUAAAGAGCGUUUAGCUGGAAAUCAGCAGCUUGAAGACUCUCAUAGCAAUGGGGAAACAUGCAAUAGAAGUAGCUCAGAACCCUUAUUCUCAGAGAGCAUCACCCAUGAGCCUUUCCCAUGUGCUGCUAAUCAGCCUGAAACUACACCAAUCACAGAAGAUGAUAAUUGGUCCAUAUACAGCUCACCUGCCUCCUGCAUUAAUGAUUGGGAUGUACACCGCCCUGAGCUUAACAAUUGGUUAACAGCAGAACGUGAUAACAGACUAAUUGUCUCUUCCAGCCAGAUGAACAAAGUGAUUUUACUCGGUAACAUUCAAUCUGAACGGAGUGCUUGUGACAGUUUGAAAGACAGGACAAAGCAGGUUAGUCUCCUCUGUACACAGAAACCGCAGCACACACCAGGACUUUCUCAACCUGCAGUAAAAGGUCAUAUAGGAGAGAUACCUGUACCCCAGGGAAGUGCUGCUAUGCCCUCUGUAGAAAUCGCUCCUGCCAAGGCAAAGAAACAGAUGGACAUUGGGGUGUUCUUUGGGCUUAAACCCAAACCUGUCAUAGAGAAAGAAGCUGUGUUCCCUUUAAAGUCCCAGAGUUUGAAUGAUGUUACAGCCCAGGGGGGUAAUAAACGCGGCCCAAGGAAGAGGAAAGCUCAGGGCUCGCUUGGAGACACCGAUUCUCUUAAUGAAACUCCUAAUUCAGUGGAGAUGGGGAGCCACAAAAGACAGGGGAAGAAAUUCAGGCAAAACUCAACAGGAGAGGGGAGUGGGAAGAAGAAAUGUCCAUUCUACAAGAAAAUCCCAGGGACUAACUUCACUGUGGACGCCUUUCAGUAUGGACAGAUAGAGGGAUGUUCUGCAUAUUUUUUGACUCAUUUCCACUCGGAUCACUAUGGGGGUCUCACAAAGAAAUUCCGAUUCCCAAUUUACUGCAGUAAGAUCACAGGAAAUCUGGUACAGAGCAAGCUGCGCGUGGAGAAGGAAUUUAUAAACGUUCUACCUAUGAACACAGAGUGCGUGGUGGACAACAUCAAAGUAUUUCUGCUGGAUGCCAAUCAUUGCCCUGGGGCUGUUUUGCUCCUCUUUGUUCUCCCCAAUGGGACCACAGUAUUGCAUACAGGAGACUUCCGUGCCGAUCCAUCAAUGGAGAAUUAUCUGCCUCUAAUUGGCCAGAAGAUAAACACGCUCUACCUCGACACCACAUACUGCAGCCCAGAAUACACCUUCCCUCCCCAGCACGAAGUUAUUGAGUUUGCUGCAAACGCUGCCUUUGAAAUGGUUACCUCGCAUCCACGCACACUGGUUGUCUGUGGAACUUAUUCUGUUGGAAAGGAGAAAGUCUUCCUAGCUAUCGCUGCAGUCUUGGGCUGUAAGGUCAGCAUGUCUCAGGACAAAUAUAAAACAAUGCUGUGUCUGGAGUCCGAGGAAAUCAGCUCGCUCGUCACUACCGACUGGCACAGCACUGCGCUUCAUGUUCUUCCCAUGAUGCAGGUUAAUUUUAAGGGUUUGUAUGCUCACCUCAACAAGUUUUCUGGGAAAUAUGAGCGUGUCUUGGCAUUCAAGCCUACAGGAUGGACUUAUUCGGAUCAAUGCAGUUCAGUGACAAAUCUCAGACCAGAGACCAGAGGGAAAGUCACACUUUAUGGUAUACCGUACAGUGAACACAGCAGCUUCUUGGAAAUGAAACGUUUUGUUCAAUGGUGUAAGCCUCAGAAAAUAAUCCCGACAGUUAACGUUGGAAGCCCCAAAUCCCGUUCUACCAUGGAAAAGUAUUUUACGGAUUGGUCUUUGGAAGCUUCCUCUAAACCAAUCAGAAAUACUACGUAAUUGAACACGUUCUUUGCGUGGUUACACAGUUUCCCUUUUUUUCUUCCUGUCUGCUGCUAAAUAUACAUGUGACCUCUUAGAAAUUUUACCCUUGCCAGUGACCGCUAUUCAGUCUCUCGAGCUGGUGCAUUCCCUGUUUACCAUACUUCCCGGUCUGGGUUAAAUAUCUAAAACUCUUUGCUGAACUGUUCUGGACUCUGUCUCUCUGUCAGUUUAUUCAUCAGUUUUAUUGCACAUGAUGGAUUUUUUUUUUUUUUAACUUAAUGUAAUUUAUGACAAACCUUUUUAGAAAGUUAUUUAAUAAUUUUAGCCUUUUGCAGUAUAACUGCU